Messenger RNA from Carassius gibelio (silver crucian carp), 860 nucleotides. Its product is annotated as biogenesis of lysosome-related organelles complex 1 subunit 6-like. The transcript is spliced from 5 exons. The record is from RefSeq and is a predicted model, not a curated record. Gene Ontology annotation, biological process: intracellular transport. The coding region runs from base 151 to 618 and encodes 155 amino acids. Gene Ontology annotation, cellular component: extrinsic component of membrane; BLOC-1 complex; transport vesicle. Lineage: Eukaryota; Metazoa; Chordata; Actinopteri; Cypriniformes; Cyprinidae.
ACAUGAGCGCCGGUCACGUGAUGUUUGUGAGCAGCUUCCCCGUGAAAACAUUUUCAUCAUUUUCUCUCUCAACACAAGAGAAAUAAGAGCUCUGGCGCAGAUCUGAGCGUGUUUGUGUUUCAGGAGCUGCUGCUGCUCGCGAGGAGGAGGAUGGAGAGACAGGAGGAAGAUGAAGAGGAGGAAGUGUGCCGUGUGCUGGAGGACGUCAUGUGUGUGGACCAACAGACGGUGGAGCGUCUGACAGACGGCUUUCUGUCUCACUAUCUGCCAGAACUGUGCUCCUCCAAACAAGCGCUGCAGGAGCUGACACAAAACCAGGUGAUUCUGCUGGAUACACUGGAACAGGAAGUCACAAAGUUCCGCGAGUGCAACGCCACGAUUGAUCUGAACGCUCUGUUCACAGAGGCCAAAGUUUAUCACAGCAAACUGCUGAACAUCCGCAGAGAAAUGAUCGCUCUGCACGACAAGACGAGCAGACUGAAGAAGCGAGCGCUGAAGCUGCAGCAGCACAAACAGAAGGAGGAUCUGGAGCGUGAGCAGCGGAGAGAGAGAGAGCAGGAGCGAGAGAGACGCCUCAUCGCCAAACCUGCUAAACGCAGCGACGCCGAACCACAGUGAGCGCGCUCAGACUCACAGCUCCGCCCACUGCCCCGAGACUCCGCCCCUGAUCCCGAGCCCACAGAUGAGCAGAAACACGGAGGAAAUGUGUGGAAUUCUCUGGUGAUUUCAUGAAUUUAUCAGGACUAAAUGUGAUAUUUUAUGUUUGGCCCUCAAAGGUACGAUGACUCUUCAUCAUCAUCAUCAUCGGGUGCACUUCUGUUCAGAUCAAUAAUAAUAAAAUAAUAAAACUCUAAAUGAAA